This is a messenger RNA of Plasmodium gaboni, 1629 nucleotides long. Its product is annotated as RNA guanylyltransferase. Lineage: Eukaryota; Apicomplexa; Aconoidasida; Haemosporida; Plasmodiidae. Gene Ontology annotation, biological process: 7-methylguanosine mRNA capping. The coding region runs from base 1 to 1629 and encodes 542 amino acids. Gene Ontology annotation, molecular function: mRNA guanylyltransferase activity; ATP binding. The record is from RefSeq and is a predicted model, not a curated record. The transcript has a single exon.
AUGAUAACGAGUACAUAUCACCCUGGAGAAAAAAUUGAGAAUGAAUUUUUGAAGGAAAAGAUUCGCUCAAAAAUUAACGAAAUGCUAAAAUGGAAAAGGAGAGGUUUUCCAGGUUGUAAUCCUGUUUCUUUAACAAAUCAUAAUAUAAAAAAUUUAUUUACUAAAGAUUAUUUAAUAUGUGAGAAAACAGAUGGAGUACGCUACUUUUUGUUUAUAGCAUCAAAUACAACAUUUUUAAUUGAUAGAAAUUAUGAAAUUUUUAAGAAUGAUAUGCAUAUACCAACUUUAGAAGAUUUAUCCAAAAAACAACAACUAACUUUAUUAGAUGGAGAGUUAGUUGAAGAUAUUAUAUAUAAUAAAAAAACUGGAGUAGAAGAAAAAAAAAUUGUUUAUUUAAUUUAUGAUGGUUUAUAUAUACAAAGAAAAGAUAUAACAAAUUUAUCUUAUUUUGAGAGAUUAACAAAUGUGUAUAAUUAUGUUAUAACACCUUUAAAAAAAUAUAAAAAAUCGCAAAAAAAAAAAAAAAUAAAAAAUAAUUUACAAUCUAAUAAUGAAAAUGAAUCUCUAUAUAUUGAACUUGAUGAAAAAGAUAACACUAAAAAAAGAAAAAGUAAUUUAAAUAAUAUCUUAGCAGAAGAAGAAAAGGUAUUGAUAUCUCAAAAUAAAAAUGACCAUCCACAUAUUAAUAAUAAAAAUGGGAAUACUCUUGAUAUGAAUAAUUUUAAUAUGGAUAAUUCUAAUAUGGAUAAUUCUAAUGUGGAUAAUUCUAAUAUUAAUAAUAUUAAUAUGAAUCAGAAACUAAAUAAUCCUAAUGAAAAAAAUAAUUUAAUAAUGAAUCAUGCAAUUCUUAGCGAAGAAAAUAAUAAUACUAUAAAAAACAUCGAAACGAAUGAUAAUAUUAAUACUUUAAAUAAUUGUAACUUUCUGUUGUGUAAACGAGAAGAACAUAGAGAAGAAAAAGAAGAUGAGGAAGAAGAAGAAGAAGAAGAAGAAGAAGAAGAUGAACGUUCGUUUUCAUCUGAUGAUACUGCUUCAACAAUUCAUGAGGAAGAAAUUCCUUUUGAAAUAUAUUUAAAAGAUUUUUAUCCAAUAGAAAAAAUAUGUGAACUUAUAAAAAUUAUGAAAAAGCUACCUCAUUAUUCUGAUGGUAUUAUUUUUACACCUUUACAUUCACCAUAUAUAACAGGUAAUUUUUAUCAACUCCUAAAAUGGAAACCUCUAAAUUUAAAUACUGUCGAUUUUGGCAUAGAAACUAUAUACGAUGAAUAUAAUAUUCCUAGUAAAUUUGAACUCUUUAUAUCUAUAAACGGGGUAAGGACAUCUUAUAAAUGUUAUCUUGCUGAGUAUGGAGAUGUCUACAAAGAAUUGUUACAAUUGGCUAUUUCAAAUAAAAUAUCACAUUAUAUUAUUGAAUGUUAUUAUGUAUCCAAAAAUAUCUUCUCAAUUUGUAAAGGUGAAAAUGGUAAGGAACAAAAAGUAGAAGGAGGGUGGAUAGCUCAAAAAAUAAGAUUCGAUAAAAAUAUUCCAAAUGAUAUAUCAACACUAAAUAAAGUUAUACAAAGUAUACUUGAUAAUAUUACUAUAGAUUCGUUAAUCAAAGAAAUAUCGAGAAAUAGAAAAGGAAAAUAA